Molecule: messenger RNA, 5473 nt
Organism: Harmonia axyridis
Lineage: Eukaryota; Metazoa; Arthropoda; Insecta; Coleoptera; Coccinellidae
Product: cyclin-T2-like
Exons: 6
Coding region: 1-3387 (1128 amino acids)
Biological process (GO): positive regulation of DNA-templated transcription, elongation; regulation of transcription by RNA polymerase II
Cellular component (GO): nucleus; cyclin/CDK positive transcription elongation factor complex
Molecular function (GO): cyclin-dependent protein serine/threonine kinase activator activity
Source: RefSeq, a predicted model, not a curated record
AUGGCUACCAGAGAUAAAUGGUAUUUUUCAAAGGAGGAACUGGAGAACACACCAUCUAGGAGAUGCGGAUAUGAUUCCCAAAAAGAGCUGUCCUAUAGACAGCAAGCAGCCAAUUUCAUUCAGGACAUGGGCCAACGACUCAAAGUUACUCAAUUAUGUAUAAACACUGCAAUUGUGUAUAUGCAUAGAUUCUAUGUGUUCCACUCAUUCUCUAACUUCUUGUGGCAUCACAUGGCUGCUGCAGCAUUGUUUCUUGCUGCAAAAGUGGAAGAACAACCAAGGAAACUGGAAUACGUAAUUAGGAUAGCAAAUGCUUGUAGGAACUCCAAAGACACAGUUUUGGAUGUUACAUCAGAAAAGUACCUGGCCCAAUCACAAGAUUUAGUUUUUAAUGAAAAUGUACUCCUCCAAACAUUAGGUUUCGAUGUAGCUAUUGAUCACCCCCACACCCAUGUUGUAAGAUGCUGUCAGCUUGUUAGAGCAAGCAAAGAUUUGGCGCAAACGUCGUAUUUUAUGGCAAGUAACAGCUUGCAUCUAACCACAAUGUGCCUACAGUAUAAGCCAACAGUUGUUGCCUGUUUUUGCAUACACUUGGCUAGUAAGUGGUCCAGUUGGGAGAUACCACUUUCUUCUGAACAAAAGGAGUGGUUCUCGUAUGUAGACCCUACUGUCACAGCUGAAUUGCUCCAACAGUUAACAGAGGAAUUUCUUGUUAUAUUUGAGUCAAGCCCAUCAAGACUCAAAGAAAAAAUUAUAGCUAGUGAAAAUCAAUCGAACAACCCGGAUCAGGGAAAUUUCACAAUGGACGAUCUAAGGAAGGGUGAAGCUAAAGAUCCACAUGGACAUAGAUCACAUGAUUCUAAAAAUGAUGAUUCUCAUAAAGGCAGAUCAUCUAGGCCACAUGAUCCUAAUAGUUUAAGAGAGAGAGAAUAUAGGGAGAGAAAAGAAAGAGAAAGACUGGCAGCACAGCAACAUGGAUCGAAGUUAUCAUCGUCCAGUAGUGGUCAAAAACUACCACCUCAUGGGCAUCAUAGACACCCAGUCGAUCCUAAUAAAUAUAAAUCAGCAUCGCAAUCACACUCAAGGCCACCAAGUUCCAGUACAGCAUCAGUUCCUCCGUACCCCGGGCAUAGAGUUGAAUCUCGCGAUGCACAUCGAGAAGUUGCUCGUGAUUCAUCAUUUGGUGGUGUACCCCAUAGUAGAGACUCCCAUCACGGGAAAGAAUUAGUGAGAGAUCCGCAGCAAGUGCGUGGUGAAAAAGACAAACGGGACUAUUUAUUGAAACAUAAUUCUAACGAUACAAACAGUUUAGCUAAUAAAUAUAUGGCCGGAUACGUGCCGGAAAAACAUCGAUCUUCUAGUGUCGAUCCUAAUGUGACAGAUAAGCAUCGGUCAUCAUCUUCACAUGUUGACCCGAAUGUUAUGGAUAAACAUCGAUCAUCAUUAUCACAUAUUGAACUGAACAUGCCGGAUAAGCAUAGGUCAUUACCCUCGCAUGUUGAUCUGAAUAUCUCAGAUAAAAAUCGCUCGUCGUUAUCCCAUGUAGAUUCCAAUGUCACAGAUAAAAAUCGAUCAUCAAGUGUUGAUCUUAAUAGACCGCCUCGUUCAAUGGACACUAGUAAAGUUCCUUCAGGUAAACAUGAUCAAGUGCGCAGAACACGUGAGGAGGUAAAACCUUUACCUAAAAACGAAUCAGACCAUAUAAAGAAACACUUAAAUUCCAGUGCUUAUUAUGUGAAACCCACUCAUUCUACCUCGCAGAAAGUUAAUUCAGAUCCAGUUAAAUCUUCCGUCCUUAAACAGUCUUCGAAUUCAAGUUCCCAUCUUAAAUCUGAGAAGCCACAUCAUCACAAUGGAAACAACAGCAAUUCUUUUGAUUCAAUUUAUUCAAAUUCUAAUUUUGUAAUGGAGUCUGAAAAAGUAAAAACAGAGGCAAAAGUGGAUAUUAAUGAAAAAAUUCCAACACCUCAAGUUGUCAAACGACCAAGUUUGUUUUCACCUACAGACACUCCACCUAAAGAAAAUUCUACUUCUUUGAAAACAAAUUCCACUAAUAAAAAAGAAGAUUUGCAGUCUCCUUCAACUGCUCCUAUUACCUUUAUGCCUUUGGGAGAAAGUUCUAUGGGUAGUAUACAAAGAAAUGCUGAACCAGAACUCAGACCUGUUAUGAAAAAAAUCGAUGAAAUAGAAGGUUAUGAAAAUAUAUUGACUUCAUCAUCCAUUGGAGUAGGUGGUAAUGUGCAUCUGGAUACCCCUGGCUUGAUAUCACCUAUUAGAGAUAAAUCAUUACCUCCAGGAAUUAAAGAAGAGAAAAAUGUUGCUACCACACAAUUGGUUAAUGGCGCAGAUACUAAUCCUGAAGUAAUUAGUAAUUUAUUGAAAGAAACACCAUCAAUAUUACAAUUAUCUCAACCUUUGGAACCUCAAGUAGUUCAAGAAACUGUAAUUCAAAAUGUAGAGCAAGAAAAGAAAGAAAAAGAACAUCAUCAUAAAAGUAAAAAAAAAAAUAAAGAGAAACAUAAGCAUAAAGAUAAGGAUAAAGAAAAGGAAAAAGACAAAGAGAAAAAGAAGAAGCAUAAAGAUAAAGAUCGUGAUAGACAUAAACACAAGGAUAAGCAAAAUGAGACUAAUCUGAAUGAAUCAAAUGUUCCCUCAGAACCCAAAGUUGUCCUCAAACUACCCAAAUCAAAAAUUCAAAACACAUUGCCCUCUUCAGAGACAACAGCAACCAGCCCCCCGAGUUUGAAAAUACGAAUCCCCAAAGAUGUGAUCAAGACUGAGAAUUCAGGAGAACUGUCACAACCAGUUGUGCAGCCAAAUUCUGUUGGUGGAUUCAAGAUCAAGAUUCCUAAAGACAUCAUAAAUAAUUGCAGUAGCGGUGAUUCUUCUAGUAGAAAACGUGAGAGGGAAAGAAAUUCAACUGAUGGCCCACCUGCUAAAGCACCUAAAACUGGAGUCAAAGAGAAGCAAAAUGGUCGACACUCAUACAAUAAGGUGAGUCAAUUUCAAAACCCGAUUUUCAACUCAAGACUCGAAGGGAACCAAAACAGCAGUUCAAUACAAAGUUCAAAUAUGCAUCCCCAAAUGAACUAUCCAAUGCAUCAUUUUUCCUCACAUCAGGGCAUGCAUCCGAUGUAUUCGAACCACUCUAAUUUUCCUUUCAUGAAUCCCAAUGAUUUGAUCCAACAUUCUAACUAUUCUCAAAUGAUGCAAAUACCUAUGCCUAAUUUGAAUGUUCCACCUCCCAGCAUGUAUGGGUAUCCUCCGCCUUAUUUUCAAACAUACAUGUGUCCUCCUGAAAUAUAUUCACAAGAAUAUAGUAAUCCCCCACUUCCUCCUGGAGCCCCCCCUCCUUCAGAAAGACCCCCUCCCCCACCACCUGAAUAGCGUGCCAUUUGAGUCUACAGUCUGAUGAGGUAGUUUUCUAUUUGAACCAUUUUUUUAAUGGUAUGUUGAAAAAUAUCAUUGUUAUUUUUAUUCAUUUUAUGAAUUAAUUUAUUUAUUGUUAAUAUUUUUAAAUAUAUAUUUACAUAUAUUUAUGUACAAAUGAAAUAUAUUUUUAUAAGAUAAUUCAAAAUGAACAAAACAUAAUUAAAAGUAAAUUGCUAUUUAUUAUUCAUAAUAAUUUUUAAAAAUAAUAAGUCUUAACCAGUCGUACUGAAUGUGAUAAAUUGCUACCAAAAAUUUUCGAUAUGUUGACCUAGGUUAUGCUUAAAAUAGCAUUAGAAUGCAUUAUCUGAUGCAGAAAUAAUUGAACACACCACAAAAUAUGAUGUUUUGAACAUCAUAAAACAUAAGAUUUUAACUAUAUAUGUAUAUCUAUUCCACAAAAUCAAUUUAUAAAAGAAAAGUGUGAUGAUUAUAUUAUUAUUUUAUUUUAUGUAGAUUUGACAAAAGAUUGCUUUAUCAAAGCAGUCUCCUGCAGAUACUGGUUAUCUUUAAAUUUGACUUUUUAACAUUGAAAUAUAUUCAUUAUUGUUCUCGAUAGGUUUUCAUAAUGUAAUUCCACAAUAGGUCGUAUCUUUGUAAGAGUAGUUUUUUCACAUUCCAGAUAACAUUUGAAGAAUACAUUUUGAAACGCAAAAAAAGUCUCAUGCUCAAUUUUAUUCUCGUCAUAUCAACUUCCUUUUAAGAAAUGGAAUUUUAAAUAUUAGUUCAUUGAAUAACCCUGUUUCAGUUAUCAGAAUAUUGUUGACACUUUCAUCGAAUUGAACAAAUAUUAAAGUACUUCAACAAGGAAACAUCUUUGAAGAAGGAAUUUUCUCCAGAACAAUGUAUUUUAAUAAGAAUUUUUACGAGUUGAAAAGUAUAAUUGACUAAAGACAUCGUGUUUUAAUAUUGCGGUUUUCUGAUUUCCCUUUUUACCUUGAAAUAAUCUUUGCUUUGAGCUAACCCAAUUUUGAUAUUUUAGAUUUGCUUUAUUGCCUAAAUUAUUUUUUCUUCACAAUCACUCCAUUUUAUAAAGUAGGAAAUUAUGUAAAAUUUAUUAUUGAAAUCGCGUUAAUAAUCAAUUCUUGAACUUUGUUCAUAAAAGUAAAAAUACCUUAUACAUUACUACAUUAUCCUGCAAUAAAAAUUAGCAAUAGUCAAUGAGAGAUUUACUUUUGCUUAUUCAAUUAACAUAAAAUAAAAAUGAUAUCAAAUGAGUACUAUAAGCGAUAGCACACUAGUAGAUGUAGAAUUUUGUUUGCAUGAUUAGAAUAUUCAAUUUUUGUGGAGAUUACUGAGCAAAGCACACAAUUGAUUUGAAUUAUUGCAUGUUUCCAUGUUUUUCCCUAUUUAUUGCUUAGAAAUAAAUGUAGAUGUAAAAAAUUUAAUUAGUUGGUGAAUUAUUUAUGGAUCUGUUUGAUGUAGAAAUUUUUUCAAACAGCUAUUAUUUUGAAACUGAUUUCAGAAGUGUUAUUUUCGAUAAUUUUAUAAGGAAACUAAUAAUUUAAAUUUGAUUUUCAAUUCAGUGGUGGAUAUUCCUUCCACCUAUAAAUUGAAAAUUUCUUUGGUCAUUCAUUUGGUGCUUAUAUGAUAGUAAAUAGAUAUAUUUUAAAAGUGCCAAUAAUUGUAAUUCAUUAGGGUAUUCCCUUUUGGGUACUUUUUUCCUACAUUAUUUCUAUAUCCAAUUUUUCGUCAUAACCUAGUUCAAAUAUUGUUAAAAUGGUACUAUUCUUCACCUGAGACUUUGUUUGAGUGAUGAUAUUUGUUCACCUGUCAAAAACUAUAUUUUUAAUAAAAUAUAACCUUUCUCGAUAAUUGACUGCCUUAACAUUCUGUUUGCUCACUCACACUUUCCCUUCAUGUUUCAAAAAUUAGACGUUUUUGCAUGUAAAUCUUUUUUUGCUUUUUUUUUAAUUACUCUUCUGAGCAUGUUCUUAUCUUUAUGUUUUGUUCGAAAAAUUUUUUUGGUUCAAGUUCUGAUACUAUAGUUUUGAAAAUAUUGUUCAAAAUUUGAAAAUGUAAUAAAAACUUGAUCUUGAUAAAA